UUAUUUAGAAACAUUCUCCAGAUAACUAUUUCAUACCGAGUUACCGACUGACCACUUCCCAACCGGCCUUGAUAUUGAACGCACAGAUUCACGUUUUUCGAUAAAAAAAGAGCGAUACUUAUUAUCUCAAGUAAUUCUAAGUUGAAGUUGUAAUAGAUAAGGAAGCAUGUUGUAUUUAGUGUCGCUCGCGUUAUUCGCGAGUGCUUUGUCGCCGGCUAGUGACGCGUUGUCGACGAAAAUGGCGAAAAAUCUCAAGGUCCUAGUGUCGUCCAACGACUUUCCUGAGAGCGGACUGGAUGUGUUGAGAGAACAUUUCACAGUGUUACAAAGCCGGUUCCUCCACUUCGGAGAUGAAGGCAUUAACGAGAACAAGGAAGAACUUCUCAACCUCAUCCCAGGGUGCUCCGCGCUCGUGUGGUCCUCCCACCAUCCCAUCACUAAGGAGCUACUGGACAAAGCAGGCCCUCAACUAAAGAUCGUGAGCACGGCCUCAGCAGGAUACAACCACGCCAACGUGCCCGAGCUCAAGGCGCGAGGCAUCAAACUGGCAAACACUCCCGGUGUACUGAGCUCUGCCGUCGCUGAAAUCGCCGUUGCGUUGAUGCUUGGUGCUGCAAGACGUUUUACUGAGAAUUUAGAACAAGUUCGAAGUGGGCAAUGGGAAAUCGGAUUCACCAAGGUGCUGGGACAGGACAUCCGCGGCAGUACAGUUGGUAUCGUUGGACUCGGUGGUAUCGGACAGGCGACAGUCAAGAGAUUGUCCGGGUUCGAAGUCGGCAAGUUUCUUUACACUGGACACAGGGAAAAACCUGAAGCUAAAGCCCUAAACGCGGAGUUCACAACCUUAGAUAAUCUGCUAAACCAGAGCGACUUCAUACUUCUGGCGGUUCCACUGACAGACGAGACGCUCCACAUGAUCAAUAGCACAACUCUCGGGAAAAUGAAGAAAAAUGCCAUUCUUAUUAAUGUCGGACGAGGAGAUCUAAUCGAUCAGGAUGCGCUCUACGAUGCUCUGAAAAACAAACAAAUCUACGCCGCCGGUCUCGACGUCACCACGCCUGAGCCUCUGCCCAAAGACCACAAACUUUUGACUUUGCCUAACUUGUUCGUCCUCCCUCACAUCGGCAGCGCGACGGUGCGCACGCGCAGCGACAUGGCCGUGCUCGCGGCAGAAAACGUCGUCAACGCACUCACGGGGAAACCGCUCAUUACACCCGUACUGCCAUAAUGUGAACGUUUAACAUGGCUCUAAAUUACAAUAAAUAUUAAUAUUCAUAAGACAAUAAUUGAGGUAUUACGCGCGCGUUUAGAUUGAGAUGAAACUUUGUCGAAGUAAAUUAAAAAUGACAGUUCUAGAACGAAGUUGGAUUGGCAAAGAAAGAUCAACUAAUAUUUAACAUUAAAAAAAAAAAAAAAAAAAUUACUUGUACGAUCUGUGUCAAUUUUUAAAGAAACUGAAUCGAUCUACUUCAUAAAUUAUUAUUAUUAAAGUCAUUUGGGGCAAUGGUGUAAUGGGGCAAAAUUAUAAACAAUCAUCUAGUCAUAAUGAAUAGGUAAAUAUCAUGAGUAACUUAAUACGUGCGAAUAUGCACGCCGUUUGAAGUGACGAAGUUGCCCCAGACGGAAUUGCCCCAACUGAUCUUUUACACUUUACCUGAUUCAUUGACAAACAAUGAUUAAUUGAAUUUUUCGAACUAUUGUAAUACUCGAUUAAAUGUUA
Maniola jurtina (meadow brown) is the source of this 1720-nucleotide messenger RNA. Its product is annotated as glyoxylate reductase/hydroxypyruvate reductase-like. The transcript has 7 exons. The coding region runs from base 167 to 1228 and encodes 353 amino acids. Gene Ontology annotation, cellular component: cytosol. NCBI's taxonomy places the organism in Eukaryota, Metazoa, Arthropoda, Insecta, Lepidoptera, Nymphalidae. Gene Ontology annotation, molecular function: glyoxylate reductase (NADPH) activity; hydroxypyruvate reductase (NADH) activity; hydroxypyruvate reductase [NAD(P)H] activity. The record is from RefSeq and is a predicted model, not a curated record.